Molecule: messenger RNA, 2934 nt
Organism: Phyllostomus hastatus (greater spear-nosed bat)
Lineage: Eukaryota; Metazoa; Chordata; Mammalia; Chiroptera; Phyllostomidae
Gene: FASTKD1
Product: FAST kinase domains 1
Exons: 15
Coding region: 276-2774 (832 amino acids)
Biological process (GO): regulation of mitochondrial mRNA stability; mitochondrial RNA processing
Cellular component (GO): mitochondrial matrix; ribonucleoprotein granule
Molecular function (GO): RNA binding
Source: RefSeq, a predicted model, not a curated record
UAGCCCGGCAUUUUUUCCGGUUUGCUGAGGAUCAGCGCCACAGGAAAGGUGAUGUCUCUCGGGUGAAGGCUAAAAACUGUGAUACGAGUAAGGGAAAUUGUAUAUUGGAAUGGAAUUUGGAGCCAUCAUAAUGGAAGCAAAAAAUAUGAAGGAAAAACAGUUAUUUUUAUAUCGGCAUAUUGUACCUUGCUACUAGUUGCAAAUGGCUUUAUUUACCCAAGAAAAUUUGUGAUAUAAAUGAAGAUACCUUGUUCCUAGACUCGGUGUUUAUAAAUAUGCUUCGUCUAAAAGCUAUUUGUCCAUUCUCCUGGAGAGUGUUUCAUUUUCGACCCUUCAGUUGUGAACCAUUAAUUAGCCAGAUGGAGAAAUGUAAAGAUGAAGAGCAAGUUUUUGAUCUUAUUGAAAAAAACAAAGCCGUACUUUCAGAAGAGCAAGUGGGAUGUGCAUUUAAUACACUUUGGCAGUUUCAAAAGCAGAAGACCAGCUUGUUAAAAAAUAUUGAAUGUAUCAGAGACCAUCCCCAAUUUCUUACUCUUUACAAUUUAACUGUAAAUAAAAUGGAAUUUAUGAAUGAUGAUAAUCUGGUGAAUGUGUUGUACAUCACAAGACAGUUUGCUGUUGAGGCCCAUGACCCACUAGUUGAAGCACUAGUGACUGAGGCUUGGAGAAGACUGGAAAGGUUUGAUAUUCAGGUGCUGUCAAAAUUUUCCUCUUGCCUAGUAGAUCAACAUUUAUAUUUUAGUCCGUUAAUGGGGAAAAUAGCUGAUAUUGUAAAUCGGAACUUGGAAACCAUACAGGACUUAAGGUCCUUGUCUGUUUUGAUGGUUAGCAUAUCUUCUUUAACAUCACAACGUUUUCAAGAACAAUUAGUGAACAAAACAGAACGUCUUUUUGACACCAUAGAUUCUUCCCAGGUCAACAUUGCAAGAAGAAUAGUACAAUUUCUUCGAAAUAUUAAAUACAGUUAUUACCCAUUAUUAGAAAGGUGUAAUAAGAUGUUUUUAAGCAACAUGAACAACCUUGAUUUGGAGUCAAUCAGUAAAAUACUUAGUCUAUACCACUCUCUACAGUUUCAUAGUUUUGAAUUUGUGUUAAUGGCCAAAAAGAGGCUAACCGAAAUGAUUCCUCUAUUUGAUCACCCUGCUAGCUUUGUGAAAUUGUUUGUAGCAUUGGGACCCAUGGCAGGACCUGAAGAAAAGACACAACUUGAAUCAACUAUACUACUGAUGUCAGAGGAGCUGACCGGCCAGCAAGCCCUGGCAGUGAUGGGAGCAAUGGAAGAGAUGGAAACCAGAGAUUCACGUCUGAUCAAAAAAAUUGCUUCAAUUCUGCAUAAGAAUUUGGAUAAUUAUAAACCAAUAGAGUUAUUGAAGAUAAGUCAAGCAUUGACUUGUCUACAUUUCCAAAGUAAAGAGCUCUUUGUGAGACUUAGAGAAUUACUGCUUAGUUACUUGAAAAUUAGUGUCAAACCUAGUGAGAUCUCUGUCCUGGUCUCUGCUAUUUCUAUGCUUCCAUCUCCUCACCUAGAUGAAGCGGGGAUAUCUCGAAUUGAAGCAGUUUUACCACAGUGUGACCUAAAUGACCUGAAUAGUUUUGCCACAUCUGUUUUGAGAUGGAUUCAGUAUGGUCACGUGUAUCUGGAUAAUACUACUGGAAAACAGCUGAAACUACUUCAAAAAUUAGAUCACUAUGGUCAUCAGAGACUACAAAAAUACAACAAUCUGAAUCUGUUAUGGGAAGAACUUAGAUCUUUGAAAGGAGACUGGUUUGCUGAGUCACUUCUUGAAGAUACAAUUGCUACUUUGCAGUGUUUGAUGGAUCAAAUUAAUUACAUAAAUGUUGCAGGAAUUGCAUCCUUUAUCUCUAGAAGUAACUACCUCAAUACUUUGCUGCUUGAUAAGAUAGCCUCAGUGGUCCUUCAGCAGAUUGAAAAGAUCCAUCCUUUUUCGAUCUUUUCUAUUAUUCUGCCUUUUAGCAUCUUGAACUAUGAUCCACCUCAAAGGGAUGAAUUUUUUGGAACUUGCAUUCAACACCUUAACCCUUACUUAUGUAUAUUGGAUCCUCUCAUGUUGGUGUUCCUUGGUUUCUAUUUGGCCAUACAUGAAUAUUUUCCAGAAGAUCUCAUAAAGACAAUUUUUAACAUCAAAUUCUUAGGCAGAUUGGAUUCUCAACUUGAACUUUUAUGUUCAUCGCUAAGUACAAGGGUCCAGGUUCGUCUUAUGGAAUUAAAUAGAGCAGUCUGCUUGGAGUGCCCUGAGUAUCAGAUUCCGUGGUUUCAUGACCGCUUCUGUCAACAGCAUUAUAACAAAGAUACUGGCAGCCUGAAUGGAGCACAGCAGCAGAUUUAUAAAAUGUUAGCAGAGGUACUAGGAGGAAUGAAUUGUGUAAAAGCCUCGGUUCUUACACCUUAUUACCAUACAAUAGAUUUUGAGUGCAUCUUGGAUAAAAGAAAAAAACCUCUUCCUUAUGGAAGUCAUAAUACAACUUUGGGAAAAAUGCCAGAAAUGCACUGGGAACCAAAUACCCCAAGAGUUGGAUCAAGGCUGCCACCAGGAACUGAAAGAAUUGCUUUGGAAUUUUUGGAUUUAAGAGCUUUUUGUAAAAACGUCCCUCAUUUAAAAGGAAAAUCUGCAAUGAAAAAACGACAUUUGGAAAUUUUGGGCUAUCGUGUAAUUCAGAUCCCUCAUUUUGAAUGGAACUCUAUGGUGCUGUCAACAAAGGGUGCUCGAUUGGACUACCUGAGAGAAUGUAUAUUUGGAGAUGGCAAAUCAUGACUGUAAUUUUUAUUUAAACAGUUAUCAUGGUGUGUCACGUAUGAUCUUAUUUUAAUUAAAUCUCCUGACUCAGUUAAAUACUAAUAUAGAAUUGACUGGUUUCAAGGUCAGUUGAAUCCCUAUUAAAAUAAAUACACAUUUUACAGUAGAAUAUCGUCUC